Messenger RNA from Melospiza melodia melodia, 9488 nucleotides. It is a transcript of the gene JAKMIP1, whose product is annotated as janus kinase and microtubule interacting protein 1. The transcript has 15 exons. Gene Ontology annotation, molecular function: GABA receptor binding; kinase binding; microtubule binding. Bases 1863 to 6242 code for a protein of 1459 amino acids. Lineage: Eukaryota; Metazoa; Chordata; Aves; Passeriformes; Passerellidae. The record is from RefSeq and is a predicted model, not a curated record.
UGCAUUUUUUUUUCAUAAAUCAGUUUGCAUAAUACUUGAAGCUGCAAAAUUAAAAUUAGAGACUUUUUAAAAGAUAUGGCUUCAAGCUGCAAUGAUUUCACAAUCAAAUAAAGACCAGCACAUCAUAAACACUGAAAAAAAUUACAAACAGGACUUAGACUCUCCCACCAACCAAACAGCAGAAAAAUACAAGUGCAAUUACUGGCUGCUAUGUGAACUGUUAUCUACCAAAUGGUUUUCUUACAGUACUGAGAUCUUUGUCUCCAUACUGCAUGCUUUCAACAAAUGUGGUUUGCAUUUCACCCAAGAAACACAGGAUCUCCUUUUUAAUAUCUGUAUUAAAAAAGCUAAUGGUUUGACAAUAAGUUGUCUGUAGUAAAUAGCUGAAAGGAAGCAAACUGUUCAAAGUUGGAAACAAAUAAAGGUUUACAUCCCUGCAGUGGUCAAAUUCAUAUUAAACUCCUAAAUUGGAAAUCCACAGGUGCAGAAUGGAAGGGUUUUGGAGAAAAGCAAGAUGGUAGAUUGAAGUAUGAAAACUUUAAAGUGGGUGAGAACUGUGUGGGAAAUAUGAUUCUUUGAAUGUUUAUUGAAAAGAAAGGCAAUGUCUUGUAAAGACAGCACUGGGAAAAUGACAGAUUCCAUGGUGGCCUGAGAGGUCAGGAAAAGAGAAUGCAUGAUGUGCUGUGCUCAGUGAUCUCUUCAAGAAGAAAGGACUUGGAGAAAUGAUCAUGUAGAUAAAUGUGAUAAGCAGAGAAAUAGUUGAAUUUGAAUAUUUGGAAAUCAUGGCAUCCUCUCAGGUAAAAUGAAAAAACAUCAUCAUUAGCAAAAAUGGCACAACCUCUACCAGCAGAGGUAGAUAAUCAAUCAUUGACCACCUGAACUGCAAGAAAAAUUUGGGGUGAAGCACACGCUGGAAAAAAAAGGAAGUUGCAAAGACCUUUUAAGAGAAUGGUUAGAAAAUGAAAAAAUAUUACUCUUUCAAAGAAGGAAAAGCAAAUAAAUGCUUCAGAACUGUAAAGGCAAUAUGAAUAAAUAGAUAAUUUUAAUUAUUUCUGAAGUGUUGAGGCAAGAUGCAAACAUUAAGAGCACAAUAUUAGAAGAUAACUUUCUCCUCCGUCACGUUUUCUUGAAAAUCAUAUUUGUGAAACAAAUCUACUCCCAUGGACACACUGAACUCCAACAUGAAGUAGCUGGUUACAAUAUAAAAAAAUAAAAAAUAAAAAAAUAACACAUCACAUGAAGUGGAAAUUAUGAUUGAGAAAGAUAACAUAAGGCAAUGAACAACUAUGAAGGACUGAGGAAACUGUUGAAGGUGCUGGAAUCAGCCUCAGAAGCAGCCUGUUUUCUCAGAUAAUUAUCAGGCUCUGAAGAGAAGUACUCUGCACAGAGAAUCACUGGACAAGAGCAUUUACCUACAGAAGGAGCUGAGACACUCCACAAGAUUAAUUCAGUCACAUGCAGCAAAUUGUGGCUGAUGUCAGGGUUGGAAUAACCCUGGUAGAAAGCACAAUUUACCUUGGAAACAAGGAUCAUGCAUAAGUCUGGAAUCUCAGUCCCCAAAAGAAUGUGUUGCUCACAAUAUAUUGUUCAAAAGGAACAAGCAUUUAGGGAAUCUGUUUUCAAAUAGAAAUUUUUCAUGUUUUAGUUAUGGUUUUUAGCAGUGUGAUGACAGAAUGUGGGAAAAUAAGGCCGCCACUGCAAGAGAGAGUCCUGGCAUGACUCAAAAGCAAAGGACCACAACACAGCUUAGAUAAUCAAACCUGGUGCCAGUGAAGGAACAAGGAUUUUCUUGGCAAAGAAACACUUCUCAUAGACACAGAUUUGCUCAUCUCUGUUUUGAAUAAGGAACUACAAGCACAAAGAUGGGAUGGUCAGAGCCCAUGGCUCCCACAACAAGCACGCUGCACGGACAGGAGAGGGUGUUCUUAAAGGCAGAGAAGGAAUUAGAAGAUGCAGGCACACCUGAUGAAAAAGUAAACAGUGCUGGAGAAGAGAAUUUGACUCUCAGAAUAAAAGAGCUGGAAAAGUCAAGGGAAAAACUGAAAGGUGUUCUGGAGGACUGCGUGGAGUCAAAUUCCAUCCUGAGAAAUAGGAUGAGAGAGCUGGAGCUGUCACACCAAACACUUCUUGUGAGGAUUGAUCAACUUUGUGUGAAGCUGGGCCAGGUUGAAAAUGCCAAUCUGCGUGUUAAAGGGAAACUGCAAAGCAUUCAGGAGGACCUGAUCCACUUGGUUGAAAACCAAAAGAAGUCAGAGAAGAAGAACAAGGAAAAGUUGCGUUGGCUUCAGGAGCAGCUGAAGACAAAAGAGGAUGAAAUAAAAAGCCAGUCAGAAUAUUUUGAGCACUACAAACAAAGGCAGAGACAACAGACAGCAGUACUGAGGAAAAGGGACUGUUACCUUCAGGGUGAAGUAUCUAGGCUGGAAAAGCAAGUCUUGGAUCUUAAUGCCCAUAUUGCUCUUUUGACAUCCAAGUUAGAAGAGGGAAUGGUGCAGCACCUCCAGCAGUCAGUGUUCAGUGGGACUCAGGGCUGUAAACACCCUGGCAGGGAAGAAAUGGAAUGGAAGGCUUGUAUUGAAAAUGUGGAGCAUGAUGUGAAAAGCUACCUUAAGGCAUUAGAGCAAAACCUGAAGUUCUUGAGGGAAAAAGAAGAGAACACUAGCAGAGAACAGGCACACCUGCUGACUGAACUGCAGUGCUCUCAGAACACUGAAGACUUUCUCAGAACUAAAUUGGAAGAAUCUCACCAUCAGAUCUAUAGCUUAAAAUUAUCUGAAAUCAAACUACAGGAAAAAGUGGAAGAGCUUUUAGAUGAAAACAGAACUUUAAAAAAUCAAAGUACUAUGAAGUUGAAAAAGAAGAAAGAAAAAUACUCAGAACUUACAAGAUUGGUGGAUGGGGACAGCAGUGUUUACCUGGUAAGUCAACUGGAUGAAGUUCAGCAUCUGAAAUGGAGGGUAGUCUUGGAUUCACUCAGAAGCAGAGCUACUCAAACUCCAGUUGUGCUGCUACAUGAUAAAGAGUCUGAAACACCAGCCUGUAAUUGUGAGGGACUAAAGCAGAUGGAAGAGCUUCCAGAAGACCUUGUACUAGUUUUGGAAUGCAGUUCCAGUGCCUUUGUGAAAGUUGCUGGUCUAGCUGAGACUGAGCAGGUCACCCUUGGACCACAGAGGGCAAAUACUCUAAAGGACAGUUUGAGGUGUACCCCAAGUCAUCGUGCAGCAGGACUGCUUCCCCCUUGUUCUGAGAAGUUACCCAGUGAUGAGACAAGUAAGGAAACCAAAGAUGAAGAAACUUUUUUUCUCUUGAGGGAACACACCAUAACUCCAUCAGUGAAGACAUUCCCUGCUUCUGUGGUUGAAAUCUUAAUGAGGAAGAAGCUCCAACUGACCUUGUUUGAGCCUGGGAGAUGUCACAUAACAGCUUUCACUGCUGAAAAGAAAGUGAGGAAUUUGAGUUUCUGUGAGACAAAUACUAAUCUUUGGUCUGAUGGACUUUGCAUUGUUGCAAAAGGAGGAUUUUAUGACAGAGCUACUGAAUUUCUUCAUGGGACAUUGCCUUCCACUGUGGCUGAAAUUUUCACAACAUGUCUAGAAGAAUGCAACGUGGAAAAACAUUGGGGAAACAAGCAAAUUCUGCCAGGAAGUGUGAGUGAGAAAAAAUGUCUGGAUAAAGAUGUGGAUGAUGAAAAGUAUCACCAAAAAGUCUUUACAGGGAGAGCUGAAAGAGAGGAAAUACAGAAUGAUGAAGCCAAACAUGAACAGGUGACCUGUGAUCUUGAGGAAAGUUCUAAAGUUUCCUACAGAAAUGAAUUAUUCAGUCCUGGAAAGCAAGGAGUGGAAGCCAGAGAGAGUCUCCAUAGCACACAGGGUGCCCAGAGUUUACCUAUUGAUUUCAAAGUCUUUCAAAAGUGUUUUGAAGGGAGUCCUGAACGAAUGGAGAAAGAAGAAAAUAUUUCAGAAAACUGCAUCCCUGAUGUGAAUAGUGAACAUAAUGGAGAAGACAUGAUUGAAAUGGAAGAGAAAGGAAAGCAGGCUCAGAAACCAACUCACCAAACAAGCCCCUCCAGCAAUAUUGGCCUGAAAAAAAGGAAAGACCAGACCUUGAAACUCCAUGAACCAGAUAAGGAUUUCUCAUGUCAAAAAAUAGCUGCUAAAAAUGUGCAGCAUGAAUACUCUCACUUUUUUUUUUCAUCAGAUGAAGAGAGAUAUCUGCUAAACUUGCUGUUUCCUCUGCAAGAGAGGCCUGUGUGCUUAAGCAAACUAUUCCAGCCAGGGAACAGUUUUUAUAGGUGUUUCUGUCCUCUAUCAACCUGGAAAGCUGGAAAUGAAUGUGAUGUGAGAAUAUCUGUACUGGAAAAAGCAGUGGCUGCAUGUUCUCAGAGGAUAUUUCUGCUGAUGCAAGAGAAUGAGAAUUAUGCCAAAAAAGUCAGUAUGUUACAACAGGAGAAUGAAAGAUAUGCCCAGAUGAUGUGUGCCCUGGAAGAGGAGAUGGAUGCAUAUUUUCAAUAUGUUUUAGCAGCAGAUGAAGCUAACAUCGUUUCAUUCCAAAACUUAGUUAAUGAGAAAGAAAUUGCUGGUGGAUGUUAUGAUAACUUUACAGAAGAAAGCACCAUGACCCCAGGAACAUCUUCAGUUGCAACUUUUUCUAAGAAUCUCUCGUAUGCUGAAGAGAAAAACAGGAAUUCUGAAAAAGACUCAUGGACAUUUGCUUCAAAUAAACUUCAUGGGAGUGUUCUAUCCCUGAAUGGAAGGAAAAUGAGAUACUUCCAGCUGCUUUCUUACCUGAAAGAAGAAAGAAGCAGGUGCUUCAAAGAAAUGGCUAAAUUAUUACAAGACAAGGAGAACUGUGUAGCAAAAUAUAAUGAACUACUGCAAGAGAGAAAGAGAAAUUUACAAAGAAUAGCUCUUUCAGAAGGUGAAAAAGAAACUUUGUUGGCACAAUUGUCAGAGAUAAAGUGUGAGCAAGACAAAUACAGGGCUUUAGUUUCAGAGCUCCAAGACUGCAAAACUAACUGUUAUCAAACCAUUUCUGACUUACAGGAGGAAAAACGUGUGCUGCAAAGAGAGAUUGACAGAAUCAAGCAAAAAACUUCAGAACAGCUCGGUGAACUUCAGAAAGCAAAUGAGAACUUUAUUUUAGAAAAUAAAAAUUUAAAAGAGUUAAUGUCUUCUUUGGGUUUCACCUAUGAAGAGCUGAGAAAAGAGAAAAGUAUAGGAACAAACAAAAAUAUAGUAAAACUAAAAGAAGAAAGUCAACAAGCUGGUCUUAAGCCAAAGAAAGUUGAAACAGCAUGUAGUGUAACACAAACUGAAGAACGGGGAGUUCUGGCUACAGAUCCUUCAGAUUAUUCCCCUGGCAAAAAGGGCAGCAUGUUUGAAAACUACAAUAUGAUGAAAGAGCAAGUCAGAAAGGUGGAAGAUCAACUAAAAAUACAGCAAAAGGAAUUAGAAAAAUCAAAAAAAGAGGCUCAGAAGUGGUACAGAGAGCUUGGUUUUGCUGAAACAAGGUAUGAAGAGACCAAAACUCGUUUGAGGCAGGCUCUCUCAGAAUUAGACCACCUUAAACAAGAAGCUGGGGACAAAAUGCGGGGAAAGCAGCACUGCAAAUUAAUGCCUGUGUACACAUUGAAGGAUGCCCAGGAAAAAGAGGUGAAUAAAAUAGCCAGUAAGAGAUUAGAGCAGCAAGUGUUGACCUUGAAAGCCCAGCUCAGGGACCAGGCUGCUUUACAAAAUCAGUUUCAUGACUUGCAGAAUGAAGUGGAACUCCUUCAGGCUCAGCUAUGUGAAAAGGAGAAAGAGCUGCAGAAGAGCAAGUCUGAAGUGAAGUUGACAUUAGCUCCUCUGAAGGCUAAGCUGGCUUGCCUCACCCAAAAGUGCCAGGAAAGGAACAGCUUCAUUAGGAGGAUGCAUGAUGAAUUCCACAGGCAAGGAUUUAUUAACUCUGCAUUGGAUGAAGAGAUGAAGAGCCUGGUGAAUGACAUGACCCUGGCAGAGUACAUGGUUGCUUUUACACCAAUGUGUAAUCAAGUGAUGCUGCCUUCCUCCACAGAUGUUUCACAGGCUAAGGGGCAGCCAGAGGGUCGUGUGGCAGGUGCCAAAGGGAAGAGGAGGAUUGGGUCAGCAUCUGGUGACUCUCAGCCAGGGAUGGGUGGCCCCCACAGCUCUCCCCUCACCCCAAACCUCUGUGCUGCUUCUUCUGUCACAGUAGCAAGCCCAGAGAGGAUCACAGCCUUGCAUUGAGAGCUGAGAGAAAACCACCCCAAAAACUGCCAGAGAUGGGUUUACCACUUGAUUCAGUCUGUAUUAUUUAACAGUUGAGAGAGGCAUCCUGAUGUUCAAUUCAGAGAUGAGGACGAACUAGGAUGUUGCAGUAACUUACAAUGCAGAAUGCAAGGGAAGAAUGUAUCAGUCACACAGAAGAAGCAGUAGAGCUCUGAAGGAUGGAUAAAAUGUGGUUUGGCCUGAAGGUGACUGCAGCUGCUCCGUUAUGGGAAAAAGUGAGAAGUUGCCCUAAGUUGCCAUCUGCACCAUUUCAGCCACCUGCUGUAGUAGAAGCUGGCCAUGCACACCAGCCCAAAGUGUGGUUUGAAUCUGAGUUUUGUUUUGUUUUCUUGGGAUCUCAGCAUUUGCAUUUUAAAGCAAUUACCAAGCACAAUCUCCAUCUUCAUGGGUCUGCUUAUGUGGAUAUGCAGUAUCUUCAGCCUUGUGUGGCUUUGAGCAUUCCUGAAAGAGCCUUUGAUCUGAGUUGGGAUGUUUAGUAUAUCUGAGAAUGUGGUACUUGAGGGUACAAACUGUUUAGCAAAUGAGACAGAAUGGCAUUUUUUACAAGGCAAAGUUGGAAUUGGGAAUGAUCUUCGUGUGUGCUGAGAGGCACUUGGAACAUCAAAGUGCUCUGUCCUGAUACUCUGAGUAUUUCAACCACAUGAAUAGACCACACUGAAUUUAACUUUCAGAUAAAACACUUGCAAGCACACAUGCUUCUCCUGAAAGAGGCCCUUUUGUGCACUCUGGUUGGCAGCAGCACGUAUGACACAAACACAUUUUGCAGCCGUGCUGCCCAAUACAGAUUACACACCACAACCCCCACUCUUCACCUCUGGGAGCCCCUUGGGAAGGCAGGGAGAUGUGAGUGCAGACACCAGAGCUGUGCCUGAGGAGGCCUGGGGGUGCCUCCAUCCAUUCUGUGACUAGAGGCACACAGCACUAUUGAGUCAGUGGCAAUACUUGUGCUGACCUGAACGGCAGCAGCUGCUCUCAAACUCCUACAUUGGAAUGCACUUUCAGUUUUGAAAACUGUUUUUUGUCUUGUAUUUCUCUUUUGCUUUUUUAACAUUGAGCUAGCUGCUAGGACGUGCUGUCUUUACAACGUGUAGUUGCCCAGUAAUUACAGAUAUCCUCUGAAAAGAAGCAGAAGAAUAAACCGUGGAAUCCCAAAUCAGAUUAAUGUAAUGUGCAUUUCUAGAUUACAAUUAGUAACAAGAUGACAUGUUGUCAUGGUAACAUGUGAAGCUUAACUACAAGUUCCUAAAAUAAAGCAAUGACAUAUGUGUAGGUUUCUAUCCAUUUGCAUACUAUCCACAUGAAAACAUACAUAAUUUCUACAACACUCAGGCAAUUAAACCCUACUUCUUUCUUCUGAAUUAAGUGUUGAACUAAAAUAUCAGGCCUCUUUCCUAGUAUUUAUGCAAAAUCUCCCACUAUCAAUUAUAAAUGUUUAUGAUUAAGUCAUCCAUUUUGUAACAUCUUAAGCUUUCUGCCUUUUGGUUUCAUUUUAGAACAAUUAGAGUAAGGAAUGUAGAGCACUCUUCACUCUUUGUGGUUUGUACCACAUUGUUCUUGAAAUUCUACUGCCUCCUCAUACAAAAAUUGUCCAACCAAUAUAGGAAAGGUCUGCUUAUUAAUUACAUUGAUAGACCAGUGGAUGUGUUUCAUGUGGCUGAGGACUGGGAAGUAAAAGCCCAACUUUACCUCAAAUCAGUGGAAGAAAGCAGUAAACUUUUCAUGUGAGAUUGCUAGCUAAGACAGAAAGCCUAGAUAUUAUUUUCUAGUUGCCUUACAGUGAGAAGUGUUGUUGUCUACUUGUUAGUGAGUCUGAGUUUCUUUCACUAAACAGAAGUUAACUUGUUUAACAUGCUAUCUAUGGUAGAGUUACCAGGACAUGCUUUACAUGUAUUGUCAUUUCAUGGUAAACCUUCAGAGAAUGAAAAAUUGGGCGCUUUGUUCUGAUUGCUUUCUAUGCACAACAUUGUUUUGGCCAAAUUCUUUAGUCAAAAUUAAGAUGCUGCUAAGUUCUAUGAGUAAAUGCAAUCUCCUUCUGUCACCCUAAUUAGAAAAGAUGGGCAAUGUUACAUGGAAAAUAUGGUUUCUUUGGCAGUUCACUUAUUUAUGUAUACUUUACUGUACAGACCAUUUGAGGAUAUUGAAAAUACAGAUUACAGGUUGCUCCUUAAGCGACCUUUAAAUCCCAAAUUCUGUUCUUCACACCACUAUGGUUGGCAAAUGCUGCAAGUACAAUGAUUGACUCUGGCGUGAUAAUCACGUUAUAUUCAGAAUAAUGCAGUUGCUGGGAAGUGUGUCACAUACACAGCAGAGUUCCCAGGAUAAGCUGCCUGCUAAAGCAUGGCUGAUGUUUGUCCUUGUGGCCUUUUGAAAAGUGGAAAUUCUGAUUUUUGUGUUUCAUAAAUCUACCUGUAUUUCUCACUUGCAGAUGAAGGUUUUUAAUAUUUGAAUUUACUGUGGUUAUGGGGUGGAGGGAGGGACAUGUGCAGGCUGGGUUUUGCCACUAAUCCUUUGGAAAUCCUUUAGUGCCUUAAGGAGGCAGAGGGGUAACAGGCCCUAGGAUUACAGAAACUUGUUCAAACCUCUUUCCUGCUUUAGAAGAAUUCCUUUAAAAUAUAUUGUGCUUUUGGCUCUAAAUAUAUUUGCAUUAGAAAUCAGUAGCCAUGGGAUUAUGGACAGGAAUUUCUGCCCCUGUAGAAAUGUUAGGAAAGAGAGUAUACUAUUUCUUGUAUAGGAUAUAAUCUAAAAAUAUAACUAACUUAAAUUCUACAGUUGGGGUCCAUACUAGGAAAGUUGCAAGUUGCAGUUAAAGGCAGGAAAAAAAAGAGGAAAAAAAGAAAAAAGGAGAAAGUUUAAAUAUACUGGACUAAAUGCUUGUAUCAUUUACUGGCAAAUUUCCACAGGGUUUCUUGGGACCAAGAUUUCAUGCUUGCUUCUACUUGGCUUAAGAAAUUCUCAGAUGUGGUAGAUAUGUGGGUAUCAUGUUCUCUUUAAUGUUGUAGGAGAGGAAAAGAGAGAUUAGUAGUUUUGGACACCUGCCUUGAUUUGGAGUUGCUGGGAUCUGUGGUAUAAAUCUCUGUUCACUAUUGUUUCUCUGUAACGUGGACUCUUGCUUUGGGAAUAUGAAUAUGCAAAUGUAAAUUCCAAUGUGAGAGGUUCCUGUGCAGUGUGCCAACCGAUGCCAAACAACUACAUUUCUCUACUCUC